UCCAUUUUUCAUUUUUGUUCUAAUUUAUUUUAUUAUUGGUUUCAGAAUGCGGAAUAUUCAUUCCACGAGGUAACACGCUGGUCGUGAACGGAUUCGAUGCAGAAUUUGGAGUAUUUCCGUUGGUAUUUACAGAAGGAAAAAAAAGGAGUACGAGGAAAUUUGUGGAGGCUCUCUCAUAUAAGCAACAAUUUAGUCGUAUCAGAUAAAGGAAAGCAAAUAUUGCUACCUUUAGCCGCCACUGUUUCUGCAACGGUUUACAACAAAGUGGAAGACAAAUCGAAGUAUACGAUUGCUGUGGACAAACGUUAUCGCGAUUGGAACGCGAGAAUUACGUGGAAAAAUCGAUGCUGGCCAAUAUCUCGUUGCCGAUAUAUAGAAGCGAAUUCUCCUUUUCCAAGACACUGCCCUUCUCCUUUAGAAUUAACCGCCCUUUUUGGUGUCGUUCGAUCUUCAUGGAUAACUCUUGUUCGGUAAGAAAAUAUUGGAAAGGUG
Messenger RNA from Apis dorsata (giant honeybee), 492 nucleotides. RefSeq lists its product as uncharacterized. Bases 97 to 474 code for a protein of 125 amino acids. Lineage: Eukaryota; Metazoa; Arthropoda; Insecta; Hymenoptera; Apidae. The transcript is spliced from 2 exons. The record is from RefSeq and is a predicted model, not a curated record.